AUGUCACCAAUCUCUGCCGCCGAUAUCCCCUCGCUCAGUCUUCUAUACAAACUCAGGAAAUUACAGCCUCCAUCCGUGGCACCAGUCGCAGGCGCAACUCCGAACCACAAUGACCGCAUCGGAUUGAUCAAGGGUGACAUAACUACGCUUGCGAUCGAUGCCAUUGUCAAUGCCGCCAACAACAGCCUUCUAGGCGGCGGCGGCGUGGACGGCGCAAUUCAUCGCGCUGCUGGUCGGGGUCUUAUUGAAGAAUGCCGUACACUCAACGGCUGCGACACUGGCGACUCCAAGAUCACCAAUGCUUACAACCUGCCCAGCAAGAAAGUCAUUCACACGGUGGGCCCCAUAUUCGACGCCAUCCGGCCUGAGAAGAGCGAGGCGAAGCUCAAGAGCUGCUACAAGACAAGUCUGGAGCUUGCUGCCCGGAACGGCAUCAAAACGAUUGCUUUCAGCGCCAUCAGCACCGGUAUCUACGGCUAUCCUAGCUUGGAUGCCUCUGUAGCUGCCUGUGAGACGGUCAAAGAGUUUCUUGAUGGAGAAAAUGGCUCCAAGAUGGAAAAGGUUGUCUUUGUGACUUUCGAGGAGAAGGAUGUUCGGUCGUACAAUAUGACGUUGCCCCGUUAUUUUCCACCCAACUCAGAGACUUCUACUGAGCAGAAGAAGGCAUCAAAAGCGCAGGAGGCCGAGGCGGAAGCUAAAGCUAGCCAGCUGCCCGAUGUUCCCACCGCCGACCCAGCUGAUCAGGAUCAUGCACAAAAGAAACAAAAGCAGUGA
Molecule: messenger RNA, 774 nt
Organism: Neoarthrinium moseri
Lineage: Eukaryota; Fungi; Ascomycota; Sordariomycetes; Amphisphaeriales; Apiosporaceae
Exons: 2
Coding region: 1-774 (257 amino acids)
Source: RefSeq, a predicted model, not a curated record